Messenger RNA from Eruca vesicaria subsp. sativa (arugula), 3420 nucleotides. The record is from the annotation of a GenBank genome assembly. Lineage: Eukaryota; Viridiplantae; Streptophyta; Magnoliopsida; Brassicales; Brassicaceae.
AUGUCUGGUCUAAAGAUAUCGGAUCCAAGCAAAUUGCAUCUCAAGAGAGAGCUGACUCAAAUCAGGAAAGUCUCCAAGUGUCUACGCGAUCCAGGAACCUCUUCUUCCUGGAAAUCCCCUCUCACUUCCUCCAGAUCCGUCCCUGUGGAAGACCUUCCGCAAAGCAACAACAACAGCGUCGAGCUUCUUCCGUCUCGAGUUGAGAGUAGUCAAGGCUUUGGCAACAACGUGAAGGACAAGAAGGAGAAGAAAGUGUUUCUUUAUAAUUGGAAGUCUCAGAAAACUUCAAGCGACAAGAACAGUACUGAAGAUGACGAUUAUGAUGAUUUGAGUGAUGCGAGGAACGGUGGAGAUUCUAUGAUGAUGAUGUCCAGGUCCAGAGACAAGACUCUAGUGUCGUCACCAGGCUUCUCAAAGAUUAGAAACAGCGGUUUUAUCAAGAAAAAAAGUAAGUUCUUGUCUCGAUAUCAUCAACCUAAAGAAGCAACAACAUCAGGUGAAGAAACAACAGAGGAUUUUAGCAAUUCAGAGACUCUCACUCAAAUGUUGAAGCUUAACCACAAGAAAAACUGGUCACACUCUUCUUCUUCUUAUAAGUUCUUAAGAACUUCAAGUAAGAGAGAUGACUCUUCUUAUACUUGUAAUAGCACACCUGCAUUGUCCACUACCUCAUACAAGAACAUGUAUGCUAUCCGUAGCCCCAGCACGGUGGGAUCUUUGGAUGAUGAUGAUAACUUGGAUGUUACAGGGAGACAACAAGGCUGUGGGAUUCCUUUUUACAGAACCAAAAGGAGGAAUCUGAAGCAUAGAGGUGGAUGUAGGAGUUGUUGUUCGCCUUCCUUUUCGGAUACUCUUAGAAGGAAAGGAAGUAGCAUCUUAUGUGGUGGGAGUCACUAUCGUAGACAUUCUUCUGGGAGAUGUAAUAAGAAGCUGAGUGUUGUACCUUUGCUUAAAUACGGUGGUGAUACUAGAGGAGGGAUUGUGUGUAGUGAUGAUGAUGAUGAUGAUCUUUCUACUGAUUUUGGAGAGCUUGAUUUAGAGUCUCGGAGUAGAUUAGAUGGGAGAAGAUGGUCCACUAGUUGUAGGAGUCAGUGUGAAGAAGAAGGAAGUACACCGGAAAAUAUGCAGAGCUUGAGUAGAAAGUACAAACCAAUGUUCUUUGAUGAACUUAUUGGUCAGAGUACUGUUGUUGAGUCGCUGAUGAACGCUUUGAAGAAGGGUAGAAUAGCUAAUGUGUAUCUAUUCCAAGGUCCUAGAGGAACUGGGAAGACAUCCACUGCGAGAAUCUUCUCGGCCGCCUUGAACUGUGAUAUGGUGAGUGAAGAAAUGAAGCCCUGUGGGUACUGUAAAGAGUGUAGUGAGUUCAUGUCAGGGAAGAGUAGGGAUUUGUUGGAGCUUGAUGCUGCUAAGGAGAAUGGAGCUGAGAGAGUUAGGUACGUUUUGAAAAAGUUGCUGAGUUUGGUGGCUCCACAGAGUUCACCAAGAUACAAGGUUUUUGUGAUUGAUGAGUGUCACUUGUUGCCGUCUAAGACUUGGCUGUUGUUACUCAAGUUUCUUGAGAAGCCUCUGCAGAAAGUGGUGUUCAUAUGUGUAACGACUGAACUUGGCAAUGUUCCUCGGACGAUCCAGUCAAAGUGCCAGAAGUUACUCUUCAACAAACUCAAGGAUGGUGACAUUGUUGUGAGGUUAAAGAAAAUUGCUUCAGAUGAAAAUCUUGACGUGGAGUCUCAGGCGUUGAACUUGAUUGCUUUGAAUGCUGAUGGCUCACUUAAAGAUGCUGAAACCAUGUUGGAUCAGCUGUGUUUGAUGGGGAAGAGAAUCACUGUUGAUCUUGUAAAUGAGCUAUGUUUGUGGCAGGUGGGUGUUGUUUCAGAUGAUAAAUUGCUUGACCUCUUGGAGUUGGCUUUAUCUUCUGACACUGCAGAGACGGUGAAGAAAGCGAGAGAGUUACUGGACUUAGGAGCUGACCCAAUUCUCAUGAUGUCUCAACUAGCUAGCCUUAUCAUGGAUAUCAUUGCUGGAGCGUACAAGGCCUUGGAUGAAAAAUACAGUGACGCCUUCCUUGAUGGACGGAACUUGAGUGAAGCAGAGAUGGAGAGGCUAAAGCAUGCUUUGAAGAUUCUUUCUGAGGCUGAGAAGCAGCUUCGAGUUACCACUGAUCGUUCAACAUGGUUCAUAGCUACCUUGCUGCAGCUUGGUCUGAUGCCUUCUCCUGGAACCACUCAUACCAGUAGCAGUAGACGGCAAAGCUCUAUAGCAACUGGAGAAAACCAGUCAAGCAUUUCAAGAGAAGUUAUUGCUUACAAACAAAGAUCAAACCUUCAAUGUAGCAACUCAGCAUCCCCAGCUUCAAUCAGAAAAGGCGAAAAUACUAUUCAUGAAGUGAAAUCUUCCUCUUCAUCCAGCGAAGUUAUAGAGAAUGACGCUUCCAUUUCAGAGAAACUAAAUGAUAUCUGGAUGAAGUGUGUAGAUAGAUGCCAUUCAAAGACAUUGAAGCAGCUGCUAUAUUCUCAUGGGAGGCUUUUAUCUAUCAGUGAAGUUAAAGGUAUUCUAGUUGCUUAUAUUGCAUUUGGAGACAGAGAGAUCAAACUGAGAGCUGAAGGGUUCGUUAGAAGUAUCACAAACUCGAUUGAGACUGUACUAAGGAGAAACGUUGAGGUGAGGAUGAUCCUCUUGUCUGAAACUGAGUUACUCAACUCCAAGCAGAUAAGAGAAACAGCAGUGGCAGCUAGUUCAGAUACUGAAAGUGGGUAUGAGGUUCCAAUGAAAAGGAUUGAAACUAUCAUCCAAGAACAGAGAUUAGAAUCUGAAAGACUACAGAAGACUCCUGAUUCACAAGGACGGUUAAAACCCGAGAGGAAUCAAGUUUCACCUCAGGAAGACACCAACUGUCAUCAUCACCAACCAAACACUGGUUCUGCAGUUUCUUCUGGACUAAACAAUGAAGUGUUGAAGAUUUGCAAAAUGGAUGAGGCUCAGGAGAAUCAGACCGGUAAAAGAAUGGAGCAUUGUCCUGUUUCACCGAGUUUACUCCACGGUAGUAACUUCACAAACAACAAAGACAAUCUAGGAUAUGAGUCAGAAACAGGAAGAGGAGUUUGCAGUCUGCUUUUCUGUUGGAACUCACAGAAGUCUCCAAGAAGAAGCAAGAUCAAAGGGACGUCUGUGCGGUCACGAAGAAGUCAAAAGAGAAGAUUCUUGUUGUUCAGUGGAUGUGCUAAGCUAAGGAAGUGAGAAAAGGUUAGAAGAAAAUAUUCAAGAGCCAAGAAAUCUCACUUCUCAAAAUUGGAUUAUUCAUGAAAGUAAAAUUGGUUUAAUUCGUUGUAAUUUAAGUGUAUUAUAAUUACUUUUUAUGAAAAUAAUAGGAGAAUUACAGUAACUCAAUGUUAAAACUGAAUUUGAUAGCAAAUAAUGAAAAAC